CUCAAACGCCUUUCUUUUCUAAACUCUUCAAACGCAACUCACAUUAUUUAAACGCUUCAAACGCAACUCACUUUCAUCGCUUAGAGAGAAAGAAGAACAAACAAAACAAUCAUUGGAAGAAGCAAAAGAAAAAAAAAAGAUUGAAAUGGAGAAGAAGCUACCGAGAAGAUUGGAAGGCAAAGUCGCGAUUGUGACGGCUUCGACGCAAGGGAUUGGUUUCGGAAUCACUGAGCGUUUCGGUCUCGAAGGCGCUUCCGUCGUCGUCUCUUCCCGCAAACAGGCAAAUGUUGAUGAGGCAGUAGCAAAACUCAAAUCCAAAGGGAUUGAUGCAUAUGGAAUCGUCUGUCAUGUUUCCAAUGCUCAACAUCGCCGCAAUCUUGUCGAAAAGACGGUUCAGAAAUAUGGGAAGAUAGAUAUCGUUGUCUGUAACGCUGCUGCCAAUCCAUCUACAGACCCAAUCUUGUCUAGCAAAGAAGCUGUUCUUGACAAGCUUUGGGAAAUCAAUGUCAAAUCCUCUAUACUUCUCCUGCAGGAUAUGGCUCCUCACCUUGAGAAGGGUUCUUCUGUUAUCUUCAUAACUUCUAUUGCUGGAUUUUCACCACAAGGAGCUAUGGCUAUGUAUGGUGUCACUAAAACUGCUCUUCUCGGACUAACUAAGGCGCUUGCUGCUGAGAUGGCCCCCGAUACACGUGUGAACGCAGUUGCACCCGGUUUUGUGCCCACACACUUUGCUUCUUUCAUCACCGGUAGCUCUGAAGUGAGGGAAGGUAUUGAAGAGAAGACUCUGCUUAACAGGUUGGGAACAACGGGAGACAUGGCUGCUGCGGCUGCUUUCUUAGCAUCAGAUGAUUCUUCUUACAUCACUGGAGAAACUUUGGUUGUCGCUGGAGGAAUGCCUUCAAGACUCUAAACAAUUUCACAUCAAUAAUAGCGUAAAGAAUGCAAUCAGGGUAUCAAGUAAGUAGAGAUGUUUUUUUUAGAGUUUUCAACUAAACAAGACUUUAAGAAACGAAAGAUGUUCCAAUAAUAUCACGAGGCCAUUGGAUACUUGUUGGUCUUGUAAAAGAUAAUUUCUUCAUCAGAAAGACUCGUUUGGGUUUAAUUCAGUGGUAGAACAAUAAAGUUUGGGUUUCGCAUGUAUGUGUAUAUGUAACAACUAGGGUUUUAUUGUUUGUGUAGGUUUACUUCUGUGUUUAUGUUUUUUGUGUUUACUACUUUUUUCCUCCUAAGCCGCUGACUAGCUUUCGACAAAGUCACGCAAGAGUUGAAAUGCAUCUAUCAAGUGAGCAUUGAUCUUGCCACAUAAAAGAUACAUUAGUUACUUGUUUAGCAAGAAAGAGAGAUACACUAAUAG
Arabidopsis thaliana (thale cress) is the source of this 1354-nucleotide messenger RNA. RefSeq names its product indole-3-butyric acid response 1 (gene IBR1). The transcript has 6 exons. NCBI's taxonomy places the organism in Eukaryota, Viridiplantae, Streptophyta, Magnoliopsida, Brassicales, Brassicaceae. Gene Ontology annotation, cellular component: peroxisome. The record is from RefSeq and is marked reviewed. Bases 146 to 910 code for a protein of 254 amino acids.